AUGGCCACGGAAGCUCCCAGAGACGAACGAAGCGACCUUCAAGCUCCCCUUAGCGAGAAUGAAAAGACAGUGUCCUCCUCGAAUACUCCCACACUACACGAACCGGCCCAGGAAGAAAUCCAGGCGAAACCAGAAGUCGAACUCCCAGCCGAGGAAGAUGAUGAAACUCAGUGGUUGACAGGAUGGAAGCUUGUUAGCAUGAUCACCUCUCUUACACUCGCAGCCUUCCUGAUGCUGCUUGACAUGUCGAUUAUCAGCACGGCUAUUCCUCGAAUCACCUCAGACUUUCACUCUCUGCAUGAUAUCGGAUGGUAUGCUAGUGCAUACAAUCUUUCAAGUGCUGCCCUCCAACCACUUACAGGCAAAUUAUACAUGUACUUCAAUACCCGGUGGAUCUUCUUGAGCCUGUUCUUUGUCUUUGAGCUCGGCAAUUUGAUUUGCGGUGUUGCUCAGUCUUCUACUAUGCUCAUUAUCGGACGAGCGAUUUCAGGCAUUGGCUCGUCCGGAAUACAGAAUGGCGCUCUCACGAUCAUCGCAUCGGCGGUCCCUAUCCACAAGCGCCCUUCCCUAGUAGGAAUUCUUAUGGGAUGUGCUCAGUUGGGAAUUGUAAGCGGUCCCUUGGUAGGAGGCGCUUUCACCCAGUAUACCACUUGGCGAUGGUGCUUCUAUAUUAACCUCCCGAUUGGCGCCAUCUGUACCAUCCUGAUCCUUAUCGUUCCUAUUCCAAACCAUCGUGCUCCCACGGACGAAACUGCCAUGUAUCUUCUGAAAACAAAGUUCGAUUUCACUGGCCUCUUCAUGUUCAGUCCAAGUAUAGUCAUGUUGCUGCUGGCACUCCAGUGGGGCGGUGUCGACUAUGCUUGGGACUCUGCGACAAUUGUCGGCCUCUUUUGCGGUGGCGGUGUUCUUUUCGCGAUAUUCGUAUUCUGGGAACACCGUGUUGGUAGGGAUGCAAUGAUUCCGAUGCCCAUCGUGCGUACGAGACAAGUCUGGACCUCGUUGUUAACCAACCUAUUCCUGUUUGCAACCAUCAUGGUGGCAUCUUUCUACCUGCCUGUCUAUUUCCAAUCGGCUAAAGAUGCGUCGCCGUUUACAAGUGGUGUUAAUCUGCUUCCUAGCAUUCUCAUGUUGAUUGUGGCAGCUGUUUCGAGCGGUGCUUUAGUUCAGAAGACAGGUUAUUAUAUACCAUUCGCGGCUGCCAGUGCGAUUUUCUCAGCUAUAGGAUUCGGUCUCGCAUCGACCAUGGGUCCAUAUACUUCAACCGCCAAAUGGGCAGGCUACCAGAUCUUAAUAGGUUUUGGUCGUGGACUCGGUCUUCAGAUGCCCAUCAUCGCCGUCCAGGCCAACACGAAACCUGAAGAGACACCCAUUGCCAUGUCUAUUCUGACUUUUUCCCAAACCUUUGGGGGUGCCAUUUUCGUAACUGCCGCCAACGUUAUAUUCACCCACGAGCUCCGUCAGGAACUUGUAUCAAGACUUCCCAGCAUUAAUCCCGAUAUGAUCAUCGACGCUGGUGCUGGCGCUGUGAGCGAAGUUGUUUCUAAAGAAAAUCUGCCUGGUGUUUUGUGGUCAUACUCUCAAGGCACGCGCGCAACGUUCUUACUCUGCGUGGCUUGUUCAUGUGUUAUGCUUGUGAUAUCGUUCGGUAUGGGUUGGAAAGACAUCAGAAAGAAGCCUGCAUCUGAUGCUGGUGAGGCUUGA
Messenger RNA from Fusarium pseudograminearum CS3096, 1701 nucleotides. RefSeq lists its product as uncharacterized. Bases 1 to 1701 code for a protein of 566 amino acids. Gene Ontology annotation, biological process: transmembrane transport. The record is from RefSeq and is a predicted model, not a curated record. The transcript has 6 exons. Gene Ontology annotation, molecular function: transmembrane transporter activity. Lineage: Eukaryota; Fungi; Ascomycota; Sordariomycetes; Hypocreales; Nectriaceae.